ACCUCCUAAACACACGGGCGAGUGAGGCGAGUCAUCGUGAUCGUGUCGUGGUCGUUGAGUUGUCAAGGCAUCUUUCAGAGGAAAAUUAAUAUUUUCCUCAGGUGUUGAUUCUUUAGAGACAAAUAUUGUUAUCAAAAUGCCGGGAGGAGGAGCAUUAUUUGGGAAUUCGAGCUCGCGCUCUCAGAAUAAAAAUUUGGUGGAGUUUAAAGCCGGUAAAAUGACAAUGAAGGGUAAGAUGGUUCAUCCAGACAAGAGGAAGGGUUUGCUUUACGUUUACCAGUCUGAAGACUCGCUUAUGCACUUCUGUUGGAAGGAUCGGCAAUCUGGAACCAUUGAAGAUGAUUUGAUUAUCUUUCCGGAUGAUUGUGAAUUCAAACGUGUGAAUCAGUGUACUACUGGACGUGUCUAUGUUUUGAAAUUCAAGUCAUCCAACAAGAAGUUCUUCUUCUGGGUUCAGGAACCUAAGACUGAGAAAGACGAUGACAACUGCCGCAAACUGAAUGAUGUGCUUAACAACCCUCCCACUCCUGGCUCAAAUCGAAGUGGAGGAGGCACUCCAGAUGGAGACCUGCAAAAUCUUCUCAGCAACAUGUCUCAACAACAGCUUGUUCAGUUGUUUGGGGGCGUUGGUCAAAUGGGAGGACUGUCAAGUAUUCUUAGUACCAUGAAUGCACCGAGGUCAUCUUCAUCCUCUUCAGGCAACAAGAACAGUAGCAGCAGUGGUAGUGGCAGCGGCAGUGGCUCAUCUAGCACUCCUGCUGCAGCUGCUGUUGCUGCUGCCGCUGAAGCUACAGGCAGCACGACGACUGCUGCCACCACAGGUACAAGUGGAUCAAGUGUUACGACCACUCCGGUCUCAUCACGCACCAGUUCGUCGAAGCCUGCUGCUUCUAACAGAAAUAUUAAUGAACAAGUGACUCAAAAUCCCAUCCAGCUGAAUGACUUGCGCAAUUUCCUGUCGUCUCUUAGUCCUUAUCCUGAAGGUGAUCAGCGCCAAGCAGUGGAUUUAGCAGCUGGCUUAAACACAGAGAGUAUCCAACCAUUAUUGAGCAAUCCUGCUGUUGUUCGUGAGUUGCAGCAGCAUUUGCCAUCACCCAUUGAGGACUCUGGUGAUCCCCAGGAAAGAUUAAGACUGACUCUUACUUCACCUCAGUUUCAGCAGGCUUUGAGCAGUUUCUCUGAUGCCCUCCAGUCUGGUCAAAUUGGUCAUGUUAUCAACCAAUUUGAUGUAGAUGGUGAUGCAGUCUCAGCUGCCAACCGUGGUAACAUGGAAGAUUUUGUCCGUGCCCUUCAGCGAACCAGCAUUGGUUCCCCAAGCACUCCCUCUGCAGGAGGAUCCUCUGGUGCCACAGAUGCUAGCCCUGGCGAAGUUACUCAACCAGAAAAGAAAAAAAAGAUGGAUGAUUCUAAAACUCCUGAUAAGAAAAAGGAUGAUGAUGAUGAGGGCAUGUCUAUGGAUUAAUUAUGAAAGCCUGUUGUGAAACUUUUUAACUUUUUUUGCUACAUUGCUAACUAAUACAAUAAUUUUAGUCAGAUGAAACACUUUCACUCAUCAGAUAUCAAUGCCUCUGGAAGGAAUGGUGUACUAUUUACUGUGGGAAGGUUUGCAUUUACAUGGACUGACUGGUAGUCAUUGGCAAUGUAGUAGCUGAAAAAAGAUUAACCCAGGUUUAUAUUUUAAUCAUAAGUUUGAUUAUGAAGACAUUUAUAUUGUUCAUUUUGGAGAUGGUCUGAAAAUCCUUCUAUAUGUAUGUAGAUUUGUAUUUUCUAAAGAAAUAAACAAGGGACAUAUUCAA
Molecule: messenger RNA, 1796 nt
Organism: Frankliniella occidentalis (western flower thrips)
Lineage: Eukaryota; Metazoa; Arthropoda; Insecta; Thysanoptera; Thripidae
Gene: Rpn13
Product: proteasomal ubiquitin receptor ADRM1 homolog
Exons: 8
Coding region: 137-1462 (441 amino acids)
Biological process (GO): ubiquitin-dependent protein catabolic process
Cellular component (GO): nucleus; cytoplasm; proteasome regulatory particle, lid subcomplex
Molecular function (GO): ubiquitin binding; proteasome binding; endopeptidase activator activity
Source: RefSeq, a predicted model, not a curated record